Molecule: messenger RNA, 612 nt
Organism: Coniophora puteana RWD-64-598 SS2
Lineage: Eukaryota; Fungi; Basidiomycota; Agaricomycetes; Boletales; Coniophoraceae
Exons: 9
Coding region: 1-612 (203 amino acids)
Source: RefSeq, a predicted model, not a curated record
AUGACUUGCAGCUACGUUUAUCUUCGCUAUGGGGGGUUAUUGUUUGCUUUGGGUAGCCUCUCCAUUGAACAUUCGUGUGAAGCUCUCCAAAUCAGUCUAGUAGUUGUCCUCCAGGUCGAAGAGGCCAUCGUGUUAGGAACUCCAGGCUGUUUCACAUUUGCACCAAUAUCACCUUACUCGUGGCCAGAUCCGCUCAAUGUUGCACUCUCCUUGGCGUAUGAAGUCACCUUGAUUGUGAUGGUCAUUUACCGUUCCUAUUGGCAACUAAGAGACCAUCAAAAGCAUAGUGCUCUAUUGGGUGUCAAGUCUAUAACAAGUUUAAUCUCUAGGCAUGGGUUGCUAUAUUUUCUUUUCAUGAUCUUAUACGGCAUUUCGGACACCAUCAAUGUGGCACGCCUGAAUAGUUCCCCUUUGGGAUUAUCUUCGACUACGGAGAGUAUGGUUACCAGUAUGUUGGGGCCAUGGUUCAUCAUUUCUAUACGCGAGCCAGAUGUUAUAAGGCAAGGGUCGGAUUCUGGUCUCUCUAGAGAUGCAAUGAGCUCUGUUGCCUUCAGAAGGUCAUCUGACACACCGGGGUAUGAAGGAGCUGGAAUUCAAGAGAUGCACGAGUAA